Messenger RNA from Lethenteron reissneri (Far Eastern brook lamprey), 7010 nucleotides. RefSeq names its product fibronectin type III domain-containing protein 1-like. Gene Ontology annotation, molecular function: protein binding. NCBI's taxonomy places the organism in Eukaryota, Metazoa, Chordata, Hyperoartia, Petromyzontiformes, Petromyzontidae. The record is from RefSeq and is a predicted model, not a curated record.
GCCACCUCCUCGCUAAGCCCCCCGUACUUCCUCAAUUCCUCUCGCUCCCCUCCCAAUCCUCACUCCGAGGGUCUUUUUGUGCCAAGACGAGACUCAUCCAACUGAGCAGGGCGGCGUGCGUGCGCGCUCCAACCCGCCCCUAUCGAGUGGUGGAGGCGCAUGCAUGUGUGCAAACAGCCUCAGCACCCUCCCCUAUAAUUUCGGCACUUGGGGUUGCACUAUCGCAGUCACGGGGCUAAGCUGCUGGCACAUGGAUGCUCGAUACGACGAGAACGCACACGAGCAGUAGAGCGAGAGAGAGAGAGGAAAGUUGCUGGACGGACUGACUGCGCCGGACAGAGAGAUAGGACACACACACCACACACACCACUCGCUCUCACACGCCCAGCCGGGACGAGAAGUCCAGCAGCGCACGUGUUCAACAAACUUCUCCCCACGCGUCCAGACAGCCCAAGGCGUGCUCGAAGACAUCAGCAGCAGCAGCAGCAACAGCAGCAACAACAUGACAAUACACACUGCUAUGGUGACCCAUGUCCUGCUUGUGCUGGUGAUGGCUGUACUAGCGGGGUCUGCUGUUCACAGAGAGAAACGCGAGCCGCUGACGCUCCGGAUCCACUCGGGAGGAGACGGAGUCACCUUCAACUUCCACCCGGGCUCUACGGGGGGAGACGCGGUGGACGAGGUGGAGGAGGUGGCUCCCCCACCCAGACGGCGUCAGAACCACGGCCCCGUGCUGCAGGGCGCCGCGGGGAACCCGGCGGCUCACGGCCGCGCCGCGGCCUCCUUCCUGCACCGCCAGGGGGCAUCGCAGCUCGGUGCAGGCCCUCGCACAAUUCACGUGCUGGCGAUCCGCUCUCAGGGCCGGGCGGGCUCGGCUGCCCAACGGCCACACCACCUGAGCAUAGACGAGCGAGUGUCGAUGAUGAAGGACGUGCGGGUGGAGAUGCUGAGCCCCGUGUCGGUGCUCAUCACGUGGCGGGAUCCUCUGUACAGCGCCGAGCACGAGCAGGGCAGCACGCAGCGGUACUACACGGUGCGCUACCGGGAGCAGGUGCCCACCGCCAUGUGGGCCUACCGCACCGUGAGCCGGCCUCACCUCGUGCUGGGGAACCUGCGACCGCGCGCCGAGUACGAGUACGCGGUGCGCGUGUCGGAAGGCCGAGUUGACGGAGACUGGUGUGGUCCAUCAAAGCAAAAGCAGCAGCAGCAGCACCAACACGUUGCGAGGCCACUGAACGCUGACCCGUCCUCCGUCAUAGGGCCUCGCUCGGCCUCUGCUAAGGCACCCAAGGCGCUGAGCAAUUCCAUCCGUCGGAAGUCGCCCGGAAAGAAUGGAAAAAACGGGAAGUCGGAGCUGGGUCCACGGACGGACAAGAAGGAGAGGCCUUCUCCCAAAGCGCAGAGCGCCAUCCCCGACAAAAAGUCUCACUUCGCCGAAAACAAUCUCAUCGGGAAAUGGAUGAUCGACCCAAACACCAAAGUUCUGUUCACGCCAGAUGGCAACAUGGUUUAUGAUCAGCACGGAAAACCAGUGAAGCUGUGCAUUGGACACGAUGGAAGCUCAGUGGCAGAUGUGAAUGGGCAGGCUAUCCUCGGACACAAUGGCUCUCUGCUGUACGGCUACGGGCCGAGCGGCAAGCCGCUGGUGGACACAACGUCCAGCCCGAUUCUGACCACGGCCGCCAGGAUCCUCCCCAGAGCCCGUGCCCCCAAACCCACGAGCAGGCCGAGAAGACCCGCAGCCACCACAACUACAGCCGAACCCACCACGACGACCACAACGGUACCCACGAGCACCACCUCAACCCAACCGACCACCGCAGUGCAUGAGGCCACCGCGGCCGCGAGCGAAUCGUCGUCCGUCGCGGCUGAACCGACCACCGCAGUGCAUGACCUCGCCACCGUAAUCACCCGGGCAGCCACCGUCACAAAGGGAAGGUCCACAGCAGUGCAUGAGACCACCACGGCCGCGACUGAGCCUACGGCGGAACAGACCUCCGCAGUGCAUGAACCUUCCACUAGAACCCCGAGACGGACCUCCGUUACAGAGGGACAGGCAAGCACGGUGCAUGAACAAACCACAGUCGCAGACAAACUCACCACACGUCCGACCGAGCCUACAACAACUACCGCAGCAGCACCCACCCACGUAGUCACCGUGGCCACGACCGCCGCCACUACCACAACCACCACGGCCACCACGACCACCACCACAACCAUGCCUACCACCACCACCACAACCAUGCCUACCACCACCUCCACAUCUAUACCCACCACCACUGCAUCCACUGCCACCGCAAGCACAAGUGUUGCAACCACCACUGUCCCAACGACCACGCAGCCCGCCACAACCACAACGGAAGCGGCGGCGACCACCGCUACCACGGCCACCAGCACAACCACAGCAGCCACCACCACCACCGCCGCCGCCGCCGUCACCACAACCACCACCGCCGCCACCACCACCACCAAGAAGACCGUGGCAACGACGGUGAAACCGCAAGCGGUGACCACCGUGCACAGCACCCUGGCGCCCCGCACCAAGAAGCAACCCACUGCCAAGCCCACCCCGAGGCCCAUCAGCCGCACGCAAGCCAGACUCAACCCGAGCCAGACCUUCCAAGCUAACCUGACGUCCUCAUCACCCUGGGAGCUCGGCACGCUGAGCUCCACUCCCUUCACCGAGUUUGACAUCGCCGGCAAGAAGCGCUUCACCGCGCCGCACGUCAAGUUUAUCAACAAGGAGCCGAGCGUGCCGUGCUCCAUCACGGAGACGAUCGAGCGCCUGCGUGGGGAGGGAGAGAGCUGGUCGGGCGUGGGUCACUCCUUCAACGACUCGCUCAACGUGACGGUGGUCGCCAUCGAGGGCUGCCACUCCUUCAUCGUCCUCGACUGGGACAAGCCCAACAACGACAGCGGCAACAUCACCGGAUACGUGGUGAGCAGCGCCACGACGGAAGGAGCCAAGAUGAACAAGUGGCUACAGGCGAACGUGAGCAACGACACGAUCUUCCCCGUGGAGAACCUGCAGCCCAACACCAAGUAUGUGUUUAAAGUGCAGGCAAAGAAUGAAGACACACUCGGGCCUCCGUCUGACACUGUUUCUUUCACUACAGAGUCUGAAAACUCGGUGAUAUUUGAUCGGUCAUCUGGCACGGAGCCGAUCUGGACACAGUUUCCCUUCCGCUACGACGACUCGCACACCGAGUGCCGGGGCAAGCAGUUCGUCAAGCGCACGUGGUACCGCAAGUUCGUGGGCGUCGUUCUAUGCAACUCUCUCCGCUACAAGAUCUUCAUCAGCAACUCUCUGGGAGGUCUGUUUUACAAUGUCGGUGAUGGAUAUGGACACGCGGAAGACCACUGCGAGUUUGUCGAUUCAUUCCUGGAUGGGCGGACAGGACCUCGGCUGGAUGAAAACCAACUGCCCAUCACACAAGGUUUCUACCGGCGGUACCGUCAGGAACCGCUGAACUUUGGCUCGAUCGGCGGCGGCGUUUACCAGCACGGGGGCAGCGGCAAUUACUACGUAGCCUGGUACGAGUGCGGGGUGCCCAUCCCCGGCGUCUGGUGGUAAAAGGGCGGGCAGCCAACGCCUCCGCUGGGCCGCCUCUCUUCCCACCGUUGUACCGCCCGGGUGCCGAGCUGGAGGAACGCCGCGAUCGCCGUCGACGGAUUGACGUCGGAACCCCCCCCCCCCCACUCGCGUCGCUGGAGGAGUGUGCGCGCGAGUGUCAACGUGCCACCUUGCCGAACGCGAGCAGUCGAGACGGUCGAGGGCAAAGCGGCGUCAGCCGGGGGGCUGGAAGGAAAUUGGCUGUUCGGCGCUUUCCUUUCACAGUUUAGUUUUGUGCCCCCCUCCACCUCCACCCCCCUCUUUAAGCUCGGUAAAUUGUCUUCUCUGGUUGCACGUGUGGCUCUGUUCCUCGUGCCUCGGCUCUUUUGGGGGCAGUAGACGCCAGAUGCUGCGCGUGUCUCGUCUCACGGCGCAUUGGCAGCUUUGCGGCGCAACAAAUAGAAGAGUGCCAUUCACUGCAGUUCACCCGAAGGGUUGGUGACUGAUCUAUUCACAACUGCUUUUUGACUGGCGAUCCGCAUUCUAAUAUUGGUAAAAAGGAAUGCCGUUUUAAACUAUAUAAAUAUAAUAUGUCCAUGAGACUACGGUGUCACUAAGACUGAUGUAACGAUAAUAAUGCAAAAAACGAAAAAGUAAGAAGUGAUAAUCAACUAAGAAUAAUAAAUACAAGCUCUUUAGCCACGUGUCAAUGUCAAUGGUGCUAGUGUUACUACUUUCAUUGGUUUCCAUCAUUGUACUGUAACCAUCACACCAUGCCAUGUCCGUUGCUAUGUUUGUCCAACUCUUAGUUUGUCUACCCAGCAUUCAUAAUUAGCUUGCCAAAAUAAUGUUUUUUUAAAGUAGCACAACUGGCCAAGUAUUGAGUGUGUAACUGUUACAUUUUUUGUCAGACUGUUAACAUAAUAGGCCUGGGCUGUACAUGUAUAAACUGGGUAGGUUCUGUGAGCAAAGUCUAGUGUCAACAAAUAACAAACGUUGGUUCUCUUGCAUAUUCGUUCCACCGAUGACAAAUAUUUGGUGAACAAUUAUAACAGCAAAAAAGUACGGGUCACAAAUAUCGAUGAGUGGAAUUGAUAUGCCCAAGUCUUGGUUCCUUAGAGGGAAAACAUUUGAGAGAGGGAGGGGGGGGGGCGAAUAGACAUUCCCUCCCUGGUGUUUACAACAGGAACCUCUCUGCUCAUAAAACGGAUUCAUUCUUCAAAAGGAAGUGAUAAACGGUCACUCCACCGGCUCUUUACUGUCCCAGAUGUUCGCUUGAGCCAAAAAAUUGUUGGGCAGAAUCACUCACUUCAAACAGAUGUGGGAUAAAAAGAGAGACGCGUCCCCUCUGGCUGCGCAUGGCAUCAUCACUGGCUGAAUGUGGUCUGCGAUGAGCCUUGAUGAUAUAUAACAAAAACCCCAUGCAGUGGCUAUCCCCAGAUAUUUACGAUUGACAGAGAAAUUAGCGCAAAGUUGUAAAAGGUUCUGAUGGUGCUGCAGGUUUUACUACUUUAAAUACGAAGCUUGUGGAAGUGUACCGUUGAGAGGAUCGUUCCAUGGCCUCCCUUCUCAUAUCUAAUGCAAGUAAAAACAAACACCACAACGUGAUGCAAGCAGUAGUGUACGAUAGCUGAUACUAACAACAAUUGCCAGCUCUGCUUACAUUCAGCUAGACACAGCUCGACUCAAUGAUCAUAGAACACAAUAUAACUGCAUUAAUCGGACUCUUAGCACGACAAAAAGGGCAAAGAUCAUCCCGCAUAGCUCUUAACAGACUGUUGGGGACAAGUGCUAUGAGCGAGCACCUAUGAAGGCUGGAAUGGCACACAAUGGGGGCGGGUAGACAACGCCAUGCCCGACCACCUUUGUCUCCCCAGUGCUGAUGUGUACACACAGCACCAGGUACGCGCUCACACACACCCCCACAUUAUUCACAUGGGCCAUUUCGAAGCAACGGAAUUACAGGAUUGACGCGGGCGAAUUUUGACACGGGGAAUGUAAUGGGCUCCUAUUGUGUAUCAGACCGGCAUUGCCAUGUAAGAAAAUGUUGAAAGCUUGAAUUGAGUAAGUCUCAGCAAAUAAGACUGAGCGUUUGUUAUCGCGUACUGUUGAGAUGUCAGGGGUUGUACUUCCAUUACCGUAGGCUGAAAAGAGUACAGCGCAGAAGAUUAACAGACUCGACGCAAUUGUCAAGCAUUAGACCCAAAAGGAUCCUAUCCUUAGAAAGUGUUUUUUUGUUAAAUAUAUGCGAAAUCAAAGAUUAAUCGUUUGAAAAUAGGAAGGGUAGGGUGUUUAAACAAGACUCGCAGCCUUAGAUUCACUUCUGAUUGGAUUUGCAUUUAAACUUAUCAGUAACUUGAUCGUAGGAAGCCGCUCGUCUUGCUCUUUGAAGCAUUUAAAUUCAGUUUUUGUUUUGUUUUACUUAUUACAUUGUACAGAGUAUGUGCCGGCUUGAAUGUAAUCUUAAUGUAGUUUAUUUUGUAUCAGAUUAUAAUUUUGUAAAACACGUGUUGCUCUCCCAGCUUUGUGUCAUGGUUGUUUUGAAGGAGAAGUGUUGAUAGUAUGAAAAGCUAUAACAAAUAUAAAUAACAACAUGUGUUGUUUAUCAAAUAUUUUUCCUUUUUUUGUGCACACAAUUUCGUAUGUAACAAUGAAUAAAUAAAACAUUCUCCACGUAGGAACAUUUAAUAUUGGAUUUAUAAUAGGAUAAUUGGGAAAUGCCUAACGUGUUUUUCUACACAAAGAUAUAAAAAAAACGUUAAGCGAAGCAAUUGAAUCUUCUAAUCAAGUUUGUGCCAAUUGGCAGGUUUUCGCGGGCAAAAUGAGCAUCUUGAUUCAGUAUGUAUGGUCUGAUCCUGGGAAUAUGCCACGUUGGUUUGAAAUGUAUACACAUUGUUCAACAUUGAUUAGUAUAAUGUUCGUAUGAAAACUCUCUGCGUAGUGCGUUACACCAAGCAGGAGUUUGUGUGCCCAAAGAGUAUUUUAACUUUCUCUCUCUCCCAUGAUGAGUGCGUGUUACAAUUGUGUAUAAGUGUACAAUAUGUUCCGCGAAACGUUCAAUAUCACUUACAUUUAAAUUCGUGCCGGAUCACGAUUACAAAGUGUCGCGUGUGCAAGAGCAUCACGUAACAGAUAUCAAUGCACACAUUAAGAGUGUGGACGCCUGACACUUACAUUUGUACCGCAUACUUAAGUAGAUUUCCAUACAAAAAAGCUGUCUUUUGUUUUAAGUGAAACUUUUUUUUGUCUUCUAUUCGAACAAUUUUAUAUUGACUAAGAUAGUAUAAAUGGUCAAGAGGAUAUUAUAUAUUUUAAAAGGAUGGGUCUUUAAGCCGUACCUUAUCGCUCUAAUAAAGGAAAUAUAUUUUCUGCUCUUGCAUACAGAUGUUGCAUGACUAUACAUCUUUUGCCUGAUUAUAGAAAAAUGUCUAUAUUAAUAAAUUAUUAUUGUACAUGG